CAGCUUCAUUGCCUCACUUCGCCGCUACACGCAACGCAAUCCAUUCCCUAAUCCAGAAACUUCGAAACCCUGUUGUGUCUCUCUUUUAUCGUCCGCCGCUCCCACUCUGAAGCCCGAAACCGACUGCCACCAUCCGUGUCUGCUUCAAGGACUCGACUCGAGACUCAGAAAUGGCUACAGCUCAGUUGACAACAUUGUCGAUCUCAACGAGGAACUUGGCGUCGUUUCAGGGGCUUCGGCCUUCUGAAGCUGUGAAGUUUGGUCCUUCAGUAGGGCAUUUGACUGGUCUCUCUCAGAGGUCCUUUAAGGGUCUGGUUGUUAAAGCGGCAACCAUUGUCACACCCAAGUAUACAUCGAUUAAGCCUUUGGGUGAUAGAGUGUUGGUGAAGAUCCAAACUGCUGAAGAAAAGACUGGUGGAGGAAUUUUACUUCCUACAACGGCUCAAACAAAGCCUCAAGGAGGUGAGGUGGUUGCAAUUGGAGAGGGUAAGACAGCUGGGAAUACAAAAGUGGACCUCAGUGUCAAGACUGGCAACCAAGUUGUGUAUUCCAAAUAUGCUGGGACUGAGCUGGAGUUCAAUGGUUCAAAGCAUCUUAUUCUGAAGGAUGAUGAUAUAGUUGGUAUUCUGGAAACAGAUGAUGUGAAAGAUCUUAAACCCCUGAAUGAUAGAGUUUUAAUCAAGGUUGCCGAGGCUGAAGUAAAAACAUCCGGAGGUCUGUUGCUGACAGAGGCAACCAAAGAAAAACCUUCCAUCGGCACGGUAAUUGCAGUCGGGCCCGGUACUCUCGACGAGGAGGGCAAGAGGAAACCAUUAUCCCUCACCCCAGGGAGCACGGUUUUGUAUUCCAAGUAUGCUGGAAAUGACUUUAAGGGUAAAGACGGAUUGGAAUACAUUGCUUUGAGGGCUUCAGAUGUUAUUGCUAUUCUUUCAUAAAUUAAUGAACUGAACUCAAAUGUGCUUGUCAUGUAGCUGGAAUUUUGUCGGUGAAGUUGUCUCACCUUAAUGCAUAUCGAUAAGUAGAUCAGGUUUUGUGCAUUAGCUAUUACGAGUUCAUUGAAACAUGCGAACAUGCCAGGUCCAUUUGGUAAUUGAAUGUAUUCAUCCUCCAAUGGCCAUGGCCAUGAAAGGCCAACCUUGUUUUGCAUGACUAGGCCCAAUGAAACAUCUUUAUUUUGUUA
Carya illinoinensis is the source of this 1180-nucleotide messenger RNA. RefSeq names its product 20 kDa chaperonin, chloroplastic-like. The record is from RefSeq and is a predicted model, not a curated record. The coding region runs from base 171 to 935 and encodes 254 amino acids. Gene Ontology annotation, cellular component: mitochondrial matrix; chloroplast. Gene Ontology annotation, molecular function: ATP binding; transition metal ion binding; protein folding chaperone. Gene Ontology annotation, biological process: positive regulation of superoxide dismutase activity. Lineage: Eukaryota; Viridiplantae; Streptophyta; Magnoliopsida; Fagales; Juglandaceae. The transcript is spliced from 6 exons.